This is a messenger RNA of Chrysoperla carnea, 1337 nucleotides long. RefSeq names its product gastrula zinc finger protein XlCGF52.1-like. Gene Ontology annotation, cellular component: nucleus. The record is from RefSeq and is a predicted model, not a curated record. The transcript has 4 exons. Bases 135 to 1337 code for a protein of 400 amino acids. Lineage: Eukaryota; Metazoa; Arthropoda; Insecta; Neuroptera; Chrysopidae. Gene Ontology annotation, biological process: regulation of transcription by RNA polymerase II. Gene Ontology annotation, molecular function: RNA polymerase II transcription regulatory region sequence-specific DNA binding; DNA-binding transcription factor activity, RNA polymerase II-specific.
AUAUUUCUGAUGAUGAAUUUACUACGGUAUCUAGCAGACAAAAUAUUCAACUUAAUUUACAAAACGAGGCUGAAAUCAAAAAUAAAGAAAAUUUUGAAGUUAAACCUGAUAACGAAACAGUUGAAAAUAAAAAUAUGUUAGAUAUAAGUAAUGAAAUAUUUCUGGGAAGUGUUGAUAGUAUUUUAAAAGAACAUGACAACGUCCAAAUGUUUCAGGAUGACAAUCAAACUGUAUUUAUUGUUGAGGAAAGUUUAUUUAACAAAAUUGCAGUAGUAGCUAAAAAUGCAACACAGUCAGAAAAAAUAAUCGAGGAAGAAGAAGGAGUUGAGUAUAAAUGUCAAUUAUGUGAAAAUAUAUUUACUUCGUUAACCGGCUUAAAAGAUCAUAUAAAAAUAUCACAUAUUAUUGAUGAAAAUGAUGAUCUAGUUGAGAAAAAUGAUCUCUCUACUGAAGACAUCGACUAUGACGACGAUAUGAAUGCCAAACUCGUAACAAGUGAAAAUGAAAUUGAAGUUAUCAAUGAAAAUGGCGAGAGAAAAAUAAAAUAUUCCUGUAAACUCUGUGAUAGAUCAUAUAACGCAAAAAAUAAUUUACAUAGACAUAUCAAAGAUAAACAUUUGCCAAAAACAUCGGAACCAAUACGUCAAUAUAAAUGUGAGAUGUGUGGUCGUGGAUUCGCACGUAAAGGAUUGUUGGAACGCCAUAGAGAAUCACAUUUAGAACGUGUUGCAUUUCAAUGUGAACAAUGUGGGGAAGUUUUUGAUAAGAAAAAGAAAUUACGCUUACAUGUAAUUAAACAUGAAACACAGAAAAAGUUUCAAUGUGAUGUUUGCAAUAAAUGGUUUUUACGAGCUACUACUUUGAAAGUGCAUAAAAAACAACAUGCCAGUAUUUUACCAUUUCCAUGCCCCGAAUGUGAUCGAGCAUUUAGUAUGCGACCGGCGUUGGAGGCGCAUGUUCGUACACAUUCUGAAACUAGACCAUACGUUUGUAAUAUUUGUCGGCGUGCAUUUCGACAUCCUGGGCAUUUAGAUACGCAUUUAAAAUUGCAUACAGGCGAGCGACCAUAUUCAUGUACAAUGUGCGAAAAACGAUUCACAACAUCAACACACUUAAAAUAUCAUAUAAAGGUACAUUUAGACCAACGUGAUUUUAAAUGUGAGAUAUGUGGACGUGCUUUUAUACAUAGUACGGAGUUAAAAUAUCAUAUGAUAUCACAUUCACAAAUUAAAGAAAGGCCAUGCCCUAUUUGUGGUAAACUGUUUGCACGAACCAAUCAAGUUACAAAACAUUUAAAGCAAGUACAUCAUGUUACAAAAAACUUUUAUGCUCAUUAA